Gopherus evgoodei (Goodes thornscrub tortoise) is the source of this 6661-nucleotide messenger RNA. RefSeq names its product zinc finger protein 420-like. Gene Ontology annotation, molecular function: DNA-binding transcription activator activity, RNA polymerase II-specific; RNA polymerase II cis-regulatory region sequence-specific DNA binding. Gene Ontology annotation, cellular component: nucleus. Bases 1 to 4617 code for a protein of 1538 amino acids. The transcript is spliced from 6 exons. Lineage: Eukaryota; Metazoa; Chordata; Testudines; Testudinidae. The record is from RefSeq and is a predicted model, not a curated record. Gene Ontology annotation, biological process: regulation of transcription by RNA polymerase II.
AUGCAGGAGAACCAUGAGACAGUGACCUCGCUGGGAUUCCCCAUUCCCAAACCUGACCUGAUCGCCCGGCUGGAACGAGGGGAAGAGCCGUGGGUCCUGGAUCUCCAGGCCGCUGACGAAAGUGUGAGCCUGAGAGGUACCUGCACAGCAGCUGAUAGGACAGUGAGUGAGAACAAGGAGGAGAAUCAGCAGGAGGAAGGUCCUGAGCAAGAGAUGUUUUUGAAAAAAGCUGAAGAGAAUUUUUCCGAGGGCUUGGAACAGGGAGAAGCCUGGGGAGAUGGACACGGAUCAGACAUGCAGCUGGGAAACUAUCCCAUUCAGAAACUGGAUAAAUCCACUGAAUGUGGCAGAGGAUGGAAGGAUCCCAAGGAAAGCACAAUUCAGCAGACAAGUCACAAUGAAGAGAAACCCUACAAAUGCCUUGACUGUGGGAAAAGAUUUAAUUCGAGGUCACAGCUUAUGUCACAUAACAAAAUCCACACAGGAGAGAAGCCUUAUAAAUGCCUCGACUGUGGGAAAAGCUUCAUCGACAGAAUAAAAUUUACUAGUCAUCAGAGAAUGAGUACAGGAGAGAGACCCUAUAACUGCUUUGACUGUGGGAAAAGCUUCAUACACAAGUCAAGGCUUACUGUACACCAGAGAGUACACACAGGAGAGAGACCCUAUAUAUGCUGUGAGUGUGGGAAAGGUUUUAUUCGGAGCUCAGAGCUUAUUACACAUGAGAUCACCCACACAGGAGAGAGACCCUUUAAAUGCCUUGCGUGUGGGAAAGGUUUUAGUCAGCGUGCAACACUUAUUGCACAUGAGACAACUCACACUGGAGAGAGACCCUAUGAAUGCCGUGAAUGUGGGAAAAGUUUUAGUCAGCGUGUAACACUUAUUACACAUCAGCGAACCCACACAGGAGAGAGACCCUAUAAAUGCCAGGAGUGUGGGAAAAGUUUCAGUGUGAAAUCAACCCUUAAUGCACAUCAGAAAACCCACACAGGAGAGAGACCCCAUAAAUGCUUUGAGUGUGGGAAAAGCUUCAUUCAGAAGUCAAAGCUUAGUGAACACCAGAGAGUACACACCGGAGAGAGACCAUAUAAAUGCCUCGACUGUGGGAAAACUUUCCUUAAGCGCUCAGAUCUUAUUAAGCAUCAGAGUAUCCACACACCAAGCGAGAAAUCCUAUAAAUGCCUUGACUGUGGGAAAAGUUUCCCUGACAGAAUAAAACUUACUGGACAUCAGAGAAUCCAUACAGGAGAGAGGCCCCAUAAAUGCUUUGACUGUGGGAAAAGCUUCAUACACAAGUCCAGGCUUGUUGUGCACCAGAGAGUGCACACGGGAGAGAAACCCUUUAAAUGCCAUGAGUGUGGGAAAAGUUUUAGUCAGCGUGGAGCACUUAUUACACAUCAGCGAAGCCACACAGGAGAGAGACCCUAUGGAUGCCUUGAGUGUGGGAUAAGUUUUAUCUCAAGUUCAGCCCUUGCUCAUCAUAGCAAAAUCCACAUGAGAGAAAGACCUUAUAAAUGCCAUGAGUGUGGGAAAGGUUUUAGUCAGCGUGUAACACUUAUUAGACAUCAGCGAACCCACACAGGAGAGAGACCCUAUGGAUGUCUUGAGUGUGGGAAAAGCUUCAUUCAGAAGUCACAACUUAUUCUACACCAGAGAGUGCACACAGGAGAGAAACCCUUUCAAUGCUGUAAAUGUGAGAAAAGUUUUAUUCGGAGCACAACGCUUAUCUCACAUCAGAGAACCCACACUGGGGAGAAACCUUAUAAAUGCCUCGAAUGUGGCAAAAGUUUUAGUCAGAGCUCAAAUCUUAUUGCACAUAAGAGAAGCCACACAGGAGACAGACCGUAUAAAUGCUUGGACUGUGGGAAAAGCUUCACCAUUGGUGCAAACCUUAUUAAACAUUGGAGAACCCACACAGGAGAGAAGUCCUAUGAAUGCUUGGACUGUGGGAAAAGCUUCAAUGAGAAGUCACACUUCAUUACACACCGGAGACUGCACACAGGCGAGAGACCCUAUAAAUGCCUGGAGUGCGGGAGAAGCUUUAAUGAGACAUCACACCUUAUGUCACAUCACAGAACCCACACAGGAGAGAAGCCCUAUAAAUGCUUAGACUGUGGGAAAAGCUUCAGUAGGAAGCCUUAUCUUAUUAAGCACCAGAGACUGCACACGGGAGAGAGACCUUAUAAAUGCCUUGAGUGUGGGAAAGGUUUUAUCGAAAGUUCAUGCCUUACUAAACAUGAAAGAAUCCACACAGGAGAAAGACCCUAUACAUGCCUUGAAUGUGGGAAGAGUUUCAUUCAGAAGUCACAACUUAUUAUACACCAGAGACUGCACACAAGAGAGAGACCUUAUAAAUGCCUGGAGUGUGGGAAUGAUUUCAAUAGUCGCUCCCACCUUAUUAAGCAUCAGAAAAUCCACACAAGUGACAAACCCUAUAAAUGCCUUGACUGUGGGAAAAGUUUUGUUGACAGAACGAAACUUACCACUCAUCAGAGAAUCCACACAGGAGAGAGACCCCAUAAAUGUUUAGACUGUGGGAAAAGCUUCAUUGAGAAGUCUCAACUUAUUCUACACCAGAGACUGCACACAGGAGAGAGACCUUUUCAAUGCUGUGAAUGUGGGAAAAGUUUUAUUCGGAGCUCAGUGCUUAUUACACAUCAGCGAACCCACACGGGAGAGAGACCUUAUAGAUGCCUUGAGUGUGGGAAAGAUUUUAGCGAGCGCUCAAAGCUUAUUACACAUCAGAGAAUCCACACAGGAGAAAGACCCUACAAAUGCUUGGACUGUGGGAAAACUUUCAGUCAGCGCUCAUACCUUACUAAACACGGGAGAAUCCACACGGGAGAGAGACCCUAUAAAUGCACUAAGUGUGGGAAAGGUUUUAUUGAAAGUUCAUCCCUUACUAAACAUGGAAAAAUCCACACAGGAGAAAGACCAUAUAAAUGCCCUGAGUGUGGGAAAAGUUUCAAUGUGAAAUCAACCCUUAAUACACAUGAGAAAGCCCACACGGGAGAGAAACCCCAUAAAUGCCUGGACUGUGGGAAAACGUUUGGGCAGAAUUCAUACCUUAUCGAACAUAGGAGAAUCCACACAGGAGAGAGACCAUAUAAAUGCCUUUACUGUGGGAAAGCUUUUAGUCAGCGCUCACACAUUAUUAAGCAUCAGAGAAUUCACACAGGUGACAAACCCUAUAAAUGCCUCAAUUGUGGGCAAAGUUUUGUUGACAGAACGAAACUUAAAAAUCAUCAGAGAAUCCACACAGGGGAGAAACCCCAUAAAUGCUUAGACUGUGGGAAAAGCUUCAUUCAGAAGUCACAACUCACUAUACACCAGAGAGUACACACAGGAGAGAGACCAUAUAAAUGCCUUGAGUGUGGGAAAAGUUUUAGUCAGAGCUCAAAACUUAUUACACAUCAGCGAACCCACACAGGAGAGAGACCUUAUAAAUGCCUUGAGUGUGGGAAAAGUUUUAUGGAAAGUUCAUCCCUUAUUAGACAUGGGCAAAUCCACACAGGAGAAAGUGCCUAUAAAUGCCCUGAAUGUGAGAAAAAUUUUACGGAAAAUCGAUCUCUCAUUAAACAUAGGAGAAUACACACGGGAGAAAGACCCUAUAAAUGCCUUGAGUGUGGGAAAGGUUUUAUUGAAAGUUCAUCCCUUACUAAACAUGGAAAAAUCCACACAGGAGAAAGACCCUAUAAAUGUCUUGAGUGUGGGAAAACUUUCAGUAUGAAAUCAGCCCUUAAUAUACAUCAGAAAACCCACACAGGAGAGAAACCCCAUACAUGCUUGGACUGUGGGAAAACUUUCAGUCAGAUCUCAUACCUUACUAAACAUGGGAGAACCCACACUGGAGAGAGACCUUAUAAAUGCCCGGACUGUGGGAAAACCUUCAGUCAGCACUCAUACCUUAUUAAACAUGGGAGAAUCCAUACAGGACAAAGACCCCAUAAAUGCCUUGACUGUGAGAAAGUUUUCAGUGAGCGAUCAGCCCUUAUUAGACAUGAGAGAACUCACAUGGAAGAGAAACCCCAUAAAUGCUUGGAUUGUGGGAAGAGCUUCAUUCAAACAUCACAACUUCUUAUACACCAGAGACUGCACACAGGAGAGAGACCCUUUAAAUGCUGUGAGUGUGGGGAAAGUUUUAUUCAGAACUCAAAGCUUAUUACACAUCAGCAAAUCCACACAGGAGAGAGACCGUAUAAAUGCCUUGAGUGUGGGAAAGGUUUUAGUCAGAGUUCAACGCUUAUUACACAUCAGCGAACCCACACAGGAGAGAGACCCUAUGGAUGCCUUGAGUGUGGAAAAGGUUUUAUCGCAAGUUCAGCCCUUACUAAACAUAGGAGAACUCACACAGGAGAAAGACCCUAUGAAUGCCUCGAGUGUGGGAAAAGUUUCAGUGUGAAAUCAGCCCUUAAUAUUCAUCAGAAAACCCACACAGGAGAGAAACCCCAUACAUGCUUGGACUGUGGGAAAAGUUUUAGUCAGCGCUCACACCUUACUAAACAUGGGAAAAUCCACAUGGGAGAGAGACCUUAUAAAUGCCUUGAAUGGGGGGAAAGCUUCGGUAACAGCUCAGAGCUUACCAAACAUGAGAGCAUUCACAAGAGUGAGAGACCCUAAAAACAGCUUGACUGCAGGAAAAGAUUCAAUUUUACCUCACACAUCCACAUAACAGCGAGACCUUGAAUCUGGGGAAAGUUUCAUUUGGUGCUCCCGGAGUAUCAGGCAUUCACAAAUCCACAUAAGGUAGAAACGUCUGAGAUGUCCUCAGUGUGGAAAAGAUGCCAGGAGGAACUAACUCCAUACUGUACAUCAGAAACUCCUAUGCACAGCAGAGAAACAGUGCCCUGAUAGAGGGUGACCAUAGUGAAAAAUCCAUUCUCUUGUUCCCACACACAUCAGGGACGUUUGGCUCCCAAUUAUCCUGCUGCCCAUUGCAGGAGUGAAGAUAAAGCAGCAGCCGAGCAUCUGCUGGUCAGUGACCCUCUGGCUCUUUCUGGUCUAAGCAAACCCCAGGCAGAGGAGGAGAAGUCCCCAACAGCCCCUCCUCCCCGCUGCAUCCCUGGCUGCUGAAUUGAUGGGCCACAGGUGAGGGAAGGGAGAGAGAGAAACUUCUCUAGAUGCUCCCUCUGCCUGGCUGAAGUCCCCCUCUCCCUUCCCCUCCCAGCUGGGAUCCCCCUGCCAUGGAGAUGAGGACACUUGGGCCAGGCCUCACCUUCACUCUACACACCUGUCACCACCCCCCAUCUUCCACCAGCCCCUGGGCUGGGCUCCCCCAGUGAUCUGAGGCUGUUCCCUGCAGGGUGAGUGUCCCUGGGGGCUGGUAACUCCUCCCCUCCCCAAAUCCCCCAGGGCGCUGGGCUCUGGGGGAAUCAACCCUUAAGGCACCAGACGCUGGGUUGUGGGGUGGAAACUGGGGAUUGAAUGGCUGGGGCUGGGGGAGCUGGGAAGCAGGGGGAGCUGGGUGCUGGGGCUAUUGACUGUUUGGGGACGAUGGGAUAAGAGGCGAGGGAGAGCACAGGGGUAGCAAGGUGCUGCCUCAUCACUCACCCCCUCUGCCCCUCCUCCCUGCCCCCCCUGCAUUCAGACAGCACCAUUAGCAGAGACUAAUUUCCACAGGGCCUUUUGUUGGAAGCCUGGAUUUCUUACCUCGGCUACAGCAGCAUCAGCCUCUGAGAGGGAAGCAGCAUUGCCUAGUGGAUAGAGCACUGGCCUGGGACUCAGGAGACCUAAGCUCUGUUCCCAAUGCUGGCAGCAGCUUGCGGGAUGACCUGAAAUAAAUGUGUGCCUUCCAGAGAGGGAAUAAAUGGGGAGUGAUAAUAUCAGCAUCCGAGGGGUCUGUUUAGGGCAGAUAAAGUGGUUGGGAUUAGCUAGUGCGUCUCCUUUGUUCCUCCACCCUUUUUGCUAGCCUAGACUGACCCAUAGCGUUUUAUUCCCACCCCUAUUAGCAAAGUGAUUGUUAAAGUCACUAAGUCCCCCCUUUGGAGUGAGAUUAUGUCAUUCCCAUUUAUUAAAUUAGUUUGAUGGAAUAUAGCUCGGGUUUAUUGAGGGCUUCAAAAGACAAAUGAUCACUUACCAGAAUAGUCCUUUCUGAAUUUCUUUUCACAUUUCCCUAGCCUUUGUCAUGAGUCUGUCUUAUUCUCUGAACUGUGCAAAUGACCAGUAUCUAUCCCAGAGUCAGAGACUGAAAUGAGGAAGGAAGUUACUGCCUGAUUCCUGCAGAGAUGUGAGAUAUAAUCAAGAGGGGGGAGUGGCCAAGGCCUUUAAUGGGCACUGUUUGCUCUUAUGAGCCAGAGAGCUGAGUCUAGGAACUGUAAACUCACUGCACAAGUCCCAGAGAGAGAGGAAAUGUCCUACAAGUGCUGGGUAAAGUCAUCCUUGAACGCUAAAGAACUGCCAAUGAUAUCCCAAGAGGAUUGAUGUGGAGAGGGUUCGGCGACUCCCCAUUGCUGAGAGGAGGCCGGGCAAAUGCCUCUAUCAUCGAUUGUUAGCACUUUUCUGCUAGCUUUAACUUGUUCUUCUUUCCCUGGAGCAUGUGUGUGGCUGGAGCACCAGUGUGCUGGGCUGGGGCUGAAAUGCACCGUGACGAGCUGGGCGUUGGAUUGGGGAGGGGAGGCAGAAUUUAGCUUUUAUUUCUUGCUUUGAAAAGAAUAAAGUAGAAUUU